AUGCUGAGGGUGGAGUUCAAGGGCCAGCCCUACGACUGGUUCAGCCUUGAUGACAUGGGCUCCCUCAUCCAGUCUGAGGAGUUUGCCAGCACCUUGAAGGAGAACAUCAACCACUACUUCAACGUGCCCUUCGAAGAGCAGGCUGUCUUUGACGAUGCCGGAAGCUCAGAAAGCCCGGCGCAUGUGUAUAUGUAUAACAUGCAUGCCAUGUGA
Symbiodinium natans is the source of this 213-nucleotide messenger RNA. NCBI's taxonomy places the organism in Eukaryota, Dinophyceae, Suessiales, Symbiodiniaceae. The record is from the annotation of a GenBank genome assembly.